Debaryomyces fabryi is the source of this 1101-nucleotide messenger RNA. It is a transcript of the gene MNN10, whose product is annotated as alpha-1,6-mannosyltransferase. Gene Ontology annotation, molecular function: glycosyltransferase activity. The record is from RefSeq and is a predicted model, not a curated record. Gene Ontology annotation, cellular component: Golgi membrane. Lineage: Eukaryota; Fungi; Ascomycota; Pichiomycetes; Serinales; Debaryomycetaceae. The transcript has a single exon. Gene Ontology annotation, biological process: protein N-linked glycosylation. Bases 1 to 1101 code for a protein of 366 amino acids.
AUGAGUUCAAAUCAAAGGCAUAAUAUGCCUAAAGGUAUUGCUGACGAGGAAUACCUAGAAAAGUUGGAAAGUAAUAUUCACGAUAAUAAUCAUGAUAAUUAUCAUAAGUCAUUUAAACCUAAUAAACACAAAUCAUUGUACUCGAGGAUUGAAUCACAAUUUAGAAACGCAUUGAAAGUGACACAAGAAAUUUGUGCCAGGCAUAAAAAGCUUGUAAUCGUAUUGAUUACUUUGGCUUGUUUAUCUCUUUUUACAUCAACUCCAUUUAUUCCUCAUUUGAGGUCAAAAGACCCAAAAGUAGUGAUAAUAUUAGCAGCGAACGAAGGCGGAGGUGUUUUGAAAUGGAAAGGGCCUCAAGAGUGGUCGGUGGAAAGAUCUUCUAUUGCAAAUAAAAAGCAUUACGCUAAAGUUCAUGGUUAUGGUUUAACCAUCAAAGAUAUGACACUUAAAAAAAGGUAUUCUCAUGAGUGGAGAGAGUCGUGGGAGAAGGUGGACAUAAUGAAGCAAGUGAUGAGACAAUUUCCCGGUACCGAGUGGUUUUGGUGGUUAGAUUUACAUACAUAUAUUAUGGAACCACAAAUAUCAUUAGAGAAGCAUUUCUUGGAUAACUUAGAAAAUGCAACUUACAGGUCGUUAGAAACGUUUAACCCUCUCAACCUCCCAGUUGAUUUACCCUAUGUCGAUUAUAAUAGCCCUAUUGACAUGAUUAUUACGCAAGAUUGUGGUGGAUUUAAUUUAGGCUCAUUUAUGUUAAGAAGAUCUGCGUGGUCUGAAAUGCUAUUAGACUUUUGGUGGGACCCUGCUAUGUAUGAGCAAAUGCACAUGGCUUGGGAGCACAAUGAGCAAGAUGCCUUGGAAACGUUAUAUACAACCCAAUCCUGGAUAAGAGAAAGAAUCGGGUUCCUUCCUUUAAGAAAAAUUAACGCCUUCCCACCGGGAGCAUGUUCUGAAUUCUCAAAUGACCCUAGAUAUUUCUACAAGGAGCGUGAUUUUGUUAUUAAUAUGGCUGGUUGUGAAUGGGGAAGAGACUGUUGGAGUGAAAUGGAACAUUUUAAGGCGUUAUCCAAGAGACUCCAUAAAAGAUGGUGGAAAUUUUGGUAA